This is a messenger RNA of Ilex paraguariensis (yerba mate), 1053 nucleotides long. The record is from the annotation of a GenBank genome assembly. NCBI's taxonomy places the organism in Eukaryota, Viridiplantae, Streptophyta, Magnoliopsida, Aquifoliales, Aquifoliaceae.
AUGUCAGUUUCACCCACUGCUGUCUUCAUUCCCAAGAUCAUCAGUAAUCCACAAGAGUUGUAUUAUGAAUUUAGUAUCUCCAACGAAUCCAUUCCAACAAUCGCACAGCUGAGCUACUCCAGUGGACUUCAACGUCUUGUAUGGGACAGUAGUUACCAUGAAUGGCAUGUCAUGAGUUCUGUGCCCCGCGACGAAUGUGAUAAAUAUGGCCAGUGUGGUCCUAAUGCUAUUUGUACGGUUAGUGAUUCUCAGAUUUGCAGCUGUUUGACAGGAUAUAUGCCUAAAAUUUCACGAGAUUGGGGUAUGCUUAUUUGGUCUGGUGGGUGCAUUCGGAAAAACCCAUUGAAUUGUCUCCCAGGAGAAGGAUUUAUAGAGCUUGAAAGUGUGAAAAUGCCCGAUUUGUUGAAGUUUUGGGUUAACCCCAAUAUGAAACUGACACAAUAUGUUAGCCCGAAACUUUAUAUUCGGGUUGCAGCUUCAGACCUAGUUUCCAAAAAGAAAAAGAAGAUGGCAGUGGUGGUGGUAGUCCUGAUGAUCAGUGCACCAAUUGCAGUGGUGCUUGUCAUUGCCUCAUGUGUCAUUUGCAAGAAGAUCUCAGCUCGAGUGCCACCAAUACAGGACACUCAAGUAGGAGAUCAUGAAAACCUAGACUUACCUAUCUUCCAUAUUGUCAUUAUUGCGGAAGCAACUAAUAAUUUUUCUCAUACAAACAAGAUAGGAGAGGGAGGUUUUGGACCUGUUUACAAGGCAUGGAAACUAUGGACUGAAGGAAGAGCACAUGAGCUAAUAGAUCCCCUUAUGGAGGAUUCCCUUCCAAUGUCAGAAAUAUCGAGAUGCAUACAAGUUGGCCUUUUGUGUGUGCAGCAGCUCCCCAAAGACAGGCCAACUAUGUCAUGUGUGGUCCGAAUGUUGGAUAGCGAGAGUGCAAUGCUGCCUCAACCUAUGCAACCUGGUUUUUAUACAGAGAGAAGCCAUGUUGAGGCUGAAUCUUCAGUGUCUGGAAAAACUUGGUCAAUGAAUGAGGUGACCAAUUCUCAGUUAGAAGGUCGAUGA